Messenger RNA from Staurois parvus, 585 nucleotides. The record is from the annotation of a GenBank genome assembly. Lineage: Eukaryota; Metazoa; Chordata; Amphibia; Anura; Ranidae.
UGGCCGCUCAGCUGUUCUCUGAUGCAGGACCUUACCUGUUCCUCGGUCCAGCGCUGCACAGUCUUCCCGCACCGGCAUCUGUCCGCAGUCUCUGGUCAUCUCCUGUACUGUCUGCAGUCUCUGGUCAUCUCCUGUACUGUCUGCAGUCUCUGGUCAUCUCCUGUACUGUCUGCAGUCUCUGGUCAUCUCCUGUACUGUCUGCAGUCUCUGGUCAUCCCCUAUACUGUCUGCAGUCUCUGGUCAUCUCCUGUACUGUCUGCAGUCUCUUGGUCAUCCCCUAUACUGUCUGCAGUCUCUGGUCAUCCCCUAUACUGUCUGCAGUCUCUGGUCAUCCCCUAUACUAUCUGCAGUCUCUGGUCAUUCCCUGUACUGUCCACAGUCUCUGGUCAUCUCCUGUACUAUGUCCGCAGUCUCUGGUCAUCAUCUCCUGUACUAUGUCUGCAGUCUCUGGUCAUCUCCUGUACUGUGUACACAGUCUCCGGUCAUCUCUUGUACUGUGUCCGCAGUCUCUGGUCAUCCACUGUACUGUGUCCGCAGUCUCUGGUCAUCUCCUGUACUGUGUCCGCAGUCUCUGGUCAUCUCCUG